Messenger RNA from Phialemonium atrogriseum, 918 nucleotides. RefSeq lists its product as uncharacterized. The transcript has 4 exons. The record is from RefSeq and is a predicted model, not a curated record. NCBI's taxonomy places the organism in Eukaryota, Fungi, Ascomycota, Sordariomycetes, Cephalothecales, Cephalothecaceae. Gene Ontology annotation, biological process: endoplasmic reticulum to Golgi vesicle-mediated transport. The coding region runs from base 47 to 577 and encodes 176 amino acids.
UAUGUCCCCUUUCGCCUCCCAACAUCUUCUUUUGUGAGAGAGCAUCAUGGCAUCAAGAUUCGGGAGCUCAUCCCUCCACCAGCGCGACUCGCGCAGCGCCCUAUUCGAGGGAUACACGGGAUCAGGGUCAGGUGGCCGGCCCGUCAGCACCAGCCCGAGCCGAGCCGGCGGCUACGGAUACGGCUACCCGGGGGCAAACGGGGGUGCCGCGGCAGCACCAGGCGGGCACCUAGGCGUGGAGAAGAGGGGGUUCCGGCCUGCGACGCCGAACUCGAGGGGCCAGUACAGUGGUGCGGUACUCGAUGAGCUGGAGAGCCAGAACGAUGCGCAGGUCGAAGGCAUCUUGGGGAAGGUCAGGGUUCUCAAGGAUAUGACGAUGGCCAUCGGCGACGAGAUCAGGGAAUCGUCCGCACUGGCGGAGAAGAUGAACGACUCCUUCGACCAGACGAGGCUGCGCCUGCGCGGCACCAUGAACCGGAUGCUGUUGAUGGCAGAGAGGACGGGCGUCGGUUGGAGAGUGUGGCUUGCCUUCUUCACGGCUGUCAUCCUGCUCUUCAUGUACGUCUGGCUCUUCUAGUUCGCAGCGGCUUCCUCCCUCCGGACCUCUUUACGUUUCCUCUCGACGAAAUCGGCGCAACGGUCGCAUAGAAAUGCUUGCCAAAGCUACGGGUCUGCAUUGGGGUUACGGGCGUUAUGGCGCCUCCCUUGAUUUGAGCAGGGAGUUUUUGUACGUCAUAGCAAACACUGCAUUGGACGGGGGCGCGUGGGUCUCGAUAUGGCUUUGUAAUGAUCAUCGUCGGGUGUAGUCGGUUCUACCGUGAUGCUAUUGAAUUCGAAUAUAUGUAUACCACACCACGGCUUAGAAUGGGCCAGGGGUUUCUGCCCUAAGGGUAUCUCUAUCUUAUCUUAUGUCGGGCG